UGAACUGUGAUAUAUGGCAGACUUACAGGUGGGGUGUUGAUGAUGAUCAAACAUGGAAUAACUGCAGAAACAACAAGAGAAAAAGCAUAGGAAACUUUAGUACAAAGCUUCCUUUCUCUUUCAUAAACUUCCAUGUGUGUAUUUUCAGCGUGAAUUCAGUGUGUAUAUGAGGGUGAUGAAUCAAUUAUGACCCCACUUCAUCAAUGCAAAAACUAGGUGUCUACUUUCCGCUUCCAAACCUCACUCUAUUUUCAUCACCAUCACCAUCUUUACCUUGAAACAAAAUCGCAAAAAAAGUGAGGUAGCCUGUUGUUCUUCCUUCUUCUUAACGUUUUUGUUUGUUCAUAGUCACAUCGCCAUUACAAAUUUCUUCCGAAUUUGUGUAUAUAAUGAGUGGAUUUCGUGUUUAAUCCAUAUGGUGAUAUGGGUCUCUCACGUUUUUGCUACCUUCAUCAUAUUAUAAGCUUUCUUGAAGCAUAAAGAUUGUGUCUUUCCUCACAUUUACAGAAAAUUUCGAUUGGGUAUUGAAAUUUUAUGAAAAAACAUUGAAAAUAAGAGAUACCCAGAUGGAAUUAUGUUUCAGAGUUCAUGGGUUCGUUAGUAAAUGUUGACUUUUUAAACCCUGUGUUUUGCUGACUUUUUGAGGGUUUCAGAAUCUUGAAAGGAAAGAUUGCAUGUUUUCUAAGGUGUUGGUGAUCACAUUCUUCAAGUAAUUUGACUUCCAAUCACAUUGAUGAGAUUGGGUUUUACUAAAAUACCCAAAUUGAAUUAAGUUUCAAGAUUCAUGGGUUUUGGUAAAAAUCGGGGGGUUUCAAAUUCUUGAAAGGCAAGAUUGCAUGUCUUCUAAGGUGUUGAUGAUCACAUUCUUCAAGUAAUUCGGCACCCAAUCACCUUGAUGAAGAAAACCAGUUUGUAAUUUUCUCAAAAGUUUGGAGUGAAAUUGACAACAAAGAAUAUGAAUCUUUUUAUUUGAGGGUGUAAAGAGAAAAAGAGAAGAAGAAGAAAAAAAAAAGUGGAAAAAAGUUAUGAUUCCUUGCCACCUAAAGAAUUCUACACUUCCUUGAACUUUACUCUGUUGUAAAGCUUGUGUUUCAAAUUGGAAUUUCUUGAUUUUCUCUAAAGAGCAUUUGCCAGCUGCAUAGUUCUUGUUUGGCUCUUCUUGUUAUCAUCAAAGACCUCUAAAUCUCAGGCUGAGUGUCAUUAGCCAAAGUUGAAGAACUCCCAUUUAAAAAUGGCAAAAAGAUCAAAAAGACUUCACACACAACAAAAUAAAGAUCAAGCAGGGUGUAUGUGGGGAUUAAUUGGUCUUUUUGACUUCCGCCAUGUUCGAACCACUAGAAGGCUACUUUCAGAUAGAAAGCUCGUGAUCAAAGAUAAUGUUGCUUCUGAAUCUACCUCUGGAGUGAAUUUGAUCACGGAUUCUAAAGAAAGUCAUGUAAGCAUUGAGGACACUGGGGAAAGCAAGAACUCAACACUUGAUGCUGUAAAGACAAGUGUGAAGGAACUCAUGGAAGAAGAAAUGAUCAGUGAGCAAGAUUCCACAGAUCAAACAGAAAAAGCACCAGGCAUAUCUUUAAAUGAUCUUGAAGCUAUAAUGAAAGAAAUCUUGAUGAUUUAUCAGACUCGCCACAGUGAUCUCGAUGAAGGGCAAAAUCGUAAUUUUUCAUUUGUUGAAGAGAAACUAAGUGCGGCAAUUGAAGUGUUCAUGAAUGAAAAAUCUAGUGAAGAUCACGAGAAAACCAAAAGUUCAAAAGAUUUGAUCGAUACGUUUCAAAUGUUAACCUCAAACAAAGAAUUGUUCUUAAAACUCCUUCAAGAUCAAAACCCACUUUUGCUAAACGAAGACCAAGAGUCAAAGUCAAAGUCAAUAACGAGCUCAAUCUCAUUAGAAAAUGAGCCGAGCAAUCGUAAACACAAAAACUUCUUUAGAAGGAGGAGCAAGUCACAUGAUGUUAAUAGCCCUUUGAGUUCAAGUAGAAUUGUCAUUUUGAAGCCGAAUUCUCUCGAAAACCGAUUAAAAGUUGAUAAUAAUGUUCAUAGUGAAAGAAUCAUUUCCCAUUUUUCGUUUAUGGAAAUUAAAAAACGGUUUAAAAACGCGAUGGGAAAAGAGCAAUCAAAACCAGGAUGUAGUGAAAGAAGUGUUGAAGCAAUUAGUGGAUGGAGUUCUCCAAAUCGAGACCAUUUUUAUACCGAAAGAUUUGCUAAAAGGGUAGAAAAAAGGGUUUCAAAGUUGAGUGAAAAUGAUGAUGUCAGGAGUCAUAUAUCAAAGAUCUAUUUGGAGGCCAAGAAACAUCUAUCAGAGAUGCUAAGCAAUGGUGAUGAUGAUGCAGAGUUGAUGAUGGAGAGGCUACCAAGAACUCUUGGGAAGAUUCUUUCGGAUACUGAAGUCAAUGAGAAGAGUCAACCAUGCGUAAAUAGUUCCAAUCUUGAUGAAAAUUUGAAAGUUCAUGAUGAACUUAAUCUUGAUACAUUUGUGGAAGGUGACCCGUGUUCUAUAAUAGAAGAUUCAAAUCCAGAAGAAGCCAUAGAGAUUGAAAAACCACAAAACCAAGAAGAAAUGGAAGUCAUGGAUGUUUUUUGUGAACAUUGUAGUUCUUCAGAAAGUGCAAAUGAUGAACAACAUGAUGAGAAUGUUGAAGUAUUGGAUGAAGAAAGAUCUCCUGAAUUUUCGAGAUCGAAUUCACUUGAAGAAAAUGAGUUUUCAUCUCCAAUGAAGAUUAAAGAAAAUGAGUUUUCACCGGAAGAAAAAUUGAGACCAAGUCCUGUAUCUGUUCUUGAGCCACUAAUUUCAGACAAUGAAAUCAGCCCUGCAAACACCACCUCUAGAUAUGUCGAUGUUGCAAUCCAACCACUCUGCAUUCAAUUUCAAGAUCAAGAAACAUGUUCAAGAAACUGUCUUGAGAAUCAAGAAUCCGCAUUUGAAUACAUUGAAGCCGUGUUAUUAGCUUCCGAUCUCAACUGGGAUGAAUUUGAAAAAAGAUGGCUUUCAUCACUCCAAAUACUCGAUUCAUCUUUAUUCCACGAAGUAGAAAUCUUUUCCAAUCGACCCUCUCAUGACCAAUUACUCCUCUUCGAUUCAACCAAUGAAAUUCUCCAGGAGGUAUGCGACUGUUACCUCGAUUUCAUCAAAAUAAGAAUUCAAUCGGUUCCCAAAGGCGUGAAUUUGAUAAAUGAAAUAUGGGAAAGAAUUGAAUUGAAUCAAAGAAGCAACUAUCCACUAUCUUUGGAUCAUAUUGUAAAGAAAGAUCUGGGGAUUUCAAGAACAUGGAUGGAUCUUCGGCCGGACUCUCGAGAAAUAGUGUUUGAAAUCGAUGAUUCAAUCUUUGAAGAAAUUAUGGACGAUACCCUUUUGGACUUAAUUGAUGAUUAUAUCGAUUAUGAAAGUUGACACCACGAAAAAAUUUGGGAUAAAAUCAUGAAAAGGUUUGUUAUUGGAGUUUUUCUAACUACUAGAAUUACAUUAGUGAUCAUGUAGAGUUUGGUGUGUUUGAGUGUAUGUGUGUGUUUUGGUUUUUUUGUUUGUUGAUAUAUAUUUUCUUAUUGGUUACUUCGACAUGGUAGUUUGUAGUUAUAAACUAUAUAAAUGGGAUUUCCCAUUCCAACUAAAUAAUGCUUGAGUUUUUAUUUUUAUAGUAUUCACGAAGGAAAAG
This is a messenger RNA of Lactuca virosa, 3650 nucleotides long. The record is from the annotation of a GenBank genome assembly. NCBI's taxonomy places the organism in Eukaryota, Viridiplantae, Streptophyta, Magnoliopsida, Asterales, Asteraceae.